Aureobasidium subglaciale EXF-2481 is the source of this 1455-nucleotide messenger RNA. RefSeq lists its product as uncharacterized. The record is from RefSeq and is a predicted model, not a curated record. Bases 49 to 975 code for a protein of 308 amino acids. NCBI's taxonomy places the organism in Eukaryota, Fungi, Ascomycota, Dothideomycetes, Dothideales, Saccotheciaceae. The transcript is spliced from 3 exons.
CCAAGGCGUAUAUCGUCCCUAUCUUCCCACCCGAGCUGUGCAAUCAUCAUGGCGCCCAUCCGUAGAUCUCAAACCGACAAGAAAUCUAGCCCACGCCGCUCAGAAAGAGUCGCAGCAGCUUCGCAGCUCGAUACCUCGCGGGUCUCUAUCUUCGUUGGUUCGGAGCAGCAAAAGUUUGUACUCAACAACGAGCACGCCUUCGAAUGCCUGUUCUUCGAGAAGGCCUUGCGAGCCCCGUGGACUGAAAGUCAAACCUGCACCAUCUUUAUUGAAGAUGUCUCCAUCUGUCUCUUCGAAAUUUUCAAAAACUGCGUCACAGAAAAGCGUCUGUUCUCCAAGAACAAGAAUCUCAAAGCCGAUCUGAUCCGCGAGUUUGGCGACCAGAGCUGCAGCGAGAGUGAAACCCACUCUGAGGGGCUCAAGCUCAAAAGUCCUCAGACCUGGCCGUUCCACAUCCUGAUCAAAAUCUACAUUCUCGCGGACUAUCUCAACACCGCCAUUGUCCGAAGAGCAAUCCUCGAUGCCAUGAUUUUGAAGCACGAGAACAGUGUUCAUGUCAUCGGCAUACCGCAGAUCAAACUUGCCUACGACUACACGUACGAAGGAUCUCCCCUACGCAAGUUACUCGUCCAUGUUUAUGCAUAUGACACUGUCAUCUUCCCGGAUCCCCGUCGCUACAGAGAUCUGCCAGUUGAGUUCUUGGCAGCUGUCAUGGUGACGAUGGGAACCAAGAAGCCAGACAGGUUGUGCAACGACUGCUACCGUAGAUCUCUGCUUCUGAGCGUCCUCGGCGACAGACCAGACAAUCUGCAUGAUUCGGUCGACGGCCCACCUUGGGAGGAGAUGGACUCGUGCGUCUACCACGAACACCCGGUUGAGGAGGGCGGCAAGACCUGCAAAGCCAAGGUCGCCAGAGACAAGGUCCUCAAGAGACGUAUCAAGGAGACGGGAAGCAAGAUUCGCUAUCCCAAUUGAUCUUGCGUCAAAGCAUGGUAGAGGUCAUUGAGCUUGUUGCAAAAGUCGAGGGCAGAUUGGUGGUCGUUGACCCGGAUGGAGGAGUUAUCAGUCAUCUUCUCCUGGAAUACCAGGACAUCUGGUCAAGCUCGUCAAAAAGAAGGAGAGCAAAGUGCUCGGUCGUGGACCUGAGGAGGGAGUCGUUAGUUAUCUUCCCUCAACAUUCGCGUGCACCGACAAUACAGAACUGCCACGAUGCAUGCAAUCAGUAAAAUUGUUCCCCCCUACGAACUUUCUCGAGACAAGGUGUGUUAGCAAGCCGCAGGUCGUGUCGGUGCAGACAUGCCGGUACCGGACGUGCACAGGCUACUUUUCUUCUCCAGCUCUCGACGUCCGCCACGCGUGUCGCUGUGUCAAUACACAAUACUUUUUGAAAACCAAAUACCAGCUACUGAGACGUGUCAAUCUAUCGACUCUCCAUAGAGGUAGUUUGGAAUCCAG